Messenger RNA from Trametes versicolor FP-101664 SS1, 3720 nucleotides. RefSeq names its product S-adenosyl-L-methionine-dependent methyltransferase. Lineage: Eukaryota; Fungi; Basidiomycota; Agaricomycetes; Polyporales; Polyporaceae. The transcript has 16 exons. Gene Ontology annotation, molecular function: methyltransferase activity; chromatin binding. The record is from RefSeq and is a predicted model, not a curated record. Bases 1 to 3720 code for a protein of 1239 amino acids. Gene Ontology annotation, cellular component: nucleus.
AUGACGAAACGACCCAGCGCCUGGGACGUUAGCUUCCCAGACGAAGCCGCCGCAGGCACGUCCGCGACACUCGCACCAUCGCAGGCUCCGGACGGCGCACCGCGUCGUCCUUCCGGAAGAAGCGGGACAUCCAGGAGUGGAUCGCGGGGGAGCGCAGAACCACCAGUCUUAUCAGACCAUUUCCGUACAGAGCGCGCGUACGUGCCCACGCCCGAAGAUAUCAAGGAGGACGUUAACACGGUCGUCUUCGGUGAAGACGCGGUUGAGCAGUCGGGCGCGAGCGUAGAGAAACCCAUCCGCGCGCUUUCCGAUUUCGUAGUGUUUGACCCGACGCGGGGUUUCGAGCACAUCACACUUGACGUACUGGACGACAACGCAACGCCGGGACGCCAUUUCGAGGCCGCCGGCCACGUAAGGCCCAUAUUCCUGAAUGAAGAAGAUGAGGGCCAAGAAGAUGGCCUGGACGACGGAGAUGGCGGUGAACAGGCUCGUCAAGUACAACGUAUAAGGACGAGUGCUGUAUUCAGGUGGUACCUCGACUAUACGAAGGUCGACGACCCGCUCUAUAUUGAAACUCAAUAUAGCUGGUUCGAGUUGCGCGCGCCGGCCCACUCCUACCAGCGCAUUCAUCAGCGUUUCUACCGGCCCAAUCGCAUAGCGCAAAUCCUCGUCUCGACCGCAAUCCAGUCUCCUGCGAUGCCCCUCGACGAGUUUGCAGAGGCGAACUACGGGGAAUGGGACGCUAUGCUCGGCGAAUAUAUAUUCUCAGAGGAUAUACAAGAGACGAUGCCCUUCGUUCGGACCGUCAUUGACGGAUGUGAACCGGACGUGAGGCGGCGCGUUCUCGAUGCUCAGUUCAUCGCCGACCUUCUGCGUCGCCAAUCCACCCCGCACGUCCCGACUUCCGUUCCACGGCCACGCGUACCGCCCCCACAAUAUGUCAACCUGACGAGCCUCACAGGCAACCUUGAUCUCCUUGUACUGCGACCGGAGAAGCAGAACCCGACGCAUGUUUCCGCCCUAAUAGACGUCCUCGCCCUGGGACUUUUUCACGAGCACCUGAAGGUGGUCGGCCCGCCACCAAAACAUCCGAGCAAACGUGCCCUCAAGCUUCAGCAGGCCAAGAUGCGACUGGCCUUGACGGAGCUCGCUAAUCGCUGCAUCGACGACAACACCACGAUCAACUUUCCACACAAUCGACGACUACACGAGAAGUAUUGGAGCGCUGUCAUAGUGGACGGCGUCACCUACGAGAUAGGCGAGUGCGUCGUUGUGCAAGCAAACACAUAUCGGAAACGACCACCUCGCGAUCUCCCCGACGACUUGACUGAACUUCCGGCGACUGCAAUCAUUGCCGAUUACUUCUGGUUUGCGAAGAUCAUUUACAUCGACCAGCACAAGAGGACGCUCCAUGUCCAGUGGUAUGAACAUUCGUCGAAAACGUACUUGGACGAGAUCUCGGAUCCGCACGAGGUCUUCUUGUGGCCGACAUGUGACGAUAUCGAUGCCAGGAUCGUCGUCGGCAAAGCUACGAUCCAUCGUGCUCCUCCGGCUGACAGAGACUUCGGGGCUUUGGAAUACUUCUGCCGCUUUGCCUACCAUGAGGAAGAUGGUUCAUUCCAGGACAUAGACGACAGGACAAUCGCACUCCUGCAGACCGUCCAUCCACCAGAAAACUGUGCGACAUGUCACUUCCAAGAACAACAAACGGAGGAGUCCGCUUGCGUCGUGGAGGGCGGCGCCCUGCAUUACGGUGGGCAUGUAUAUCAUGUGGAUGACUACGCGCUCUAUGCUGCCUCGGGUGGUGGUCCAGCAUGUGUCGGUAGGAUUGCGGAGAUCCAUCCGCCUCGGCCUGCUCGGUCUUCGACUUCCCCCAAGAUCCGCGUUGCUCGACUGGGCCGCAGGUCAGACGUCGGCUAUUUCCCCAACAAGAUGGUUCACGAGCGGGAGCUCUUCCUGACUGGACCAACAGAGACCAUAGAACUGGAUGCCAAGGCCCUUCUCAAGCCAUGCGUGGUAGUUCACCGGUCUGACGUGCUUGACCUGGAGGCCUGGUUCGACAUCUCGCCUUUCAACUUCUACGCCCACUAUCGGCUCCCUACCUUGAGCAGCCCUUGGGCACAGAGGGAAGUACUACGCAGAACAGAUGUUCUGGCUUGUGAUAUCUGUCUGGAGCAACAUAACGAAAGGUUUCAGCUUCUGUCAGAGCUGAGCUCAGGUGGCCAGGUUUGUCUGCGCACUUUUGACCCUUUCGGAGGGGUGGGGGCCUUCGGACUUGCGAUGGAAGAACUCGGCUGCAUGAAACUCACACAUGCUGUGGAGAUCACUCCCAGUGCUGCCUUGACAUUAAGGAAAAACUCACCAGAGACGGUGGUGUUUAACCAAUGUUCCAACCUGGUAUUCCAGUAUGCUGUCAAGUACCAUGCUGGAAACCUCAGCAGCAGUGAUAUGGUGAGGGACCUUCAUGACAACACCCCAAUUGGCAAGCCUCCCUGCCCUGGGGAUAUUGACUGCAUAGUGGCAGGCUUCCCUUGUCAACCCCAUUCCCAACUCAACAUGUUCAAGAAGGCCAAUGAUCGGAAAACCAACUUGAUACUCAACCUUCUGUCCUGGGUCGACUUCCUGCGGCCAAAAUACUGCUUCUUCGAAAAUGUGCGUGGUUUCUUGAGCUCCACCCUCCACGCAAGACAAGCGAGCAAGUACCGGGUUGAGGGCGGCAUCAAGAUGGGCGGCCUGAAGUUCCUGACCCGUUCACUGUUAGCUAUGGGAUACCAGGUCCGCUUCGGCCUCCUACAGGCUGGUCAUUAUGGAACCCCGCAGGCCCGAGUGCGCUUCUUCCUGGUCGCUGCGCAGAUCGGUUAUCCCCUCCCCAAGCUUCCCCAGCCCACUCACGACUUCCCUCUGCAAGACGGUCUGGAAAUCAAGUUCUCGCCCGAUCUGCCCCCCAUCCGGCCGAUCCUGACCGCUAAUGGGACGGCGCCAUUCAAAUUCGUCUCGACCAAGGAGGCCAUUGAAGACUUGCCUGUGUUUGACUGGAGGGACCCACAUAAGAUCAUGCGCUCUUCAGGCACGUCACACACACGAGAGGGUGUCCUCACCCUGGAAUGCGAUGUGGAGCAACAACCUCGAGGGUGUGGCCUGACUGGGCCAUGUCCGUCACGCUCGCUCUCAUACCGUUUCGAUAAACCCCGGAAUUCUUUCCAGGCCAGAUGUCGAAGCCGCCCCACCCGUGACCUCCAACAUAUCACUCGAGUCACUCCAGCAUGCACCCGGACUGACAUCUAUCUCAACAGAGUCGUCAAUAUCCCCCUCCGCGCAGGCGCAGACUACCGCGAGCUGAACGCGCGGCUUUGGGAGUGGCAAAGCGCGCAUCCGACGUCCGCGAUGGCACGCGACGGCUUCCGGCCAGGCAUGUACGGCCGUCUCGACGAGGACAAGUGGUUCCACACCACGGUGACGAACGUGUCGCCCACCGCGAAACAGAGCCGCGUGAUCCACCCGACGAGCAAGCGCAUCCUCACGGUGCGGGAACUCGCCCGUUCGCAGGGGUUCCCGGAUUGGUUCGUCUUCCACGCGGUGGAUGGGAAUGUGAAGACGCUGCAGAGACAUAUUGGCAAUGCAGUGCCGUGGCCGGUCUCAGUUGCACUCGCACGCGAGCUACGUGAGGCGUUGUUGAAGAAACGAAUACAAGAUCUUCAAGAAGCGAUUAGGAUUGAUUGA